AAGAUGGAGCCUGCCGGCAUGGAUUAUUUCUGCGAGCAGGUACAGCAGAAGGACGUGGGCCGCAGGAUGCAGGUCGGCCAAGAGCUGCUGGAGUACCUGGGCGACCCGGCGAGGUCUCCCGAUCUGGAGCAGGACCAGCAGCGCCUUGACAAAGUGAUCGACGAAUUAACAGCGUGGGUCAACUCCAGUAAUUUUAAGGUAGCACUACUGGGAUUAGAUGUUUUAGGUGCCUUUGUUGACAGACUAUCAGGACGCUUUAAACCCUAUAUAGGAACUGUUCUCCUGCCUUUGAUAGAUCGUAUGGGAGAUGCCAAAGACCAAGUUCGAGAGCAAGCACAGAAUCUUAUAUUGAAAUUGAUGUGUGAAGCAGCACCACCCAUGUACAUUUGGGAACGCCUUGCUGUUGGUUUUAAACACAAGAAUUACCGAUCCCGAGAAGGAGUGUGUUUGUGUCUUGUUGCUACCUUAAACAUUUAUGGUGCACACCCAUUAAUCCUCAGCAAGUUGGUACCACAUCUGUGUAUAGCUUUUGGUGACUCCAACAGUCAGGUGAGAGAUGCUGCCAUACUAGCCAUUGUAGAGGUUUACAGACAUGUGGGAGAGAAAGUACGAAUAGAUCUUACAAAAAGAGGAAUUCCACCUGGAAGGUUGCAAACAAUCUUUGCAAAAUUUGAUGAAAUAAGAAACUCUGACAAUAUGAUUUUAAGUAACGUCAGUGACAAAAGCUUUGAUGAUGAAGAGUCAGUGGAUGGAAAUAGGCCAUCAUCAGCUGCUUCAGCCUUCAAGGUUCCGGCACCUAAAAAGCCAGGAAAUCCUUCAAACAGUGCAAGAAAGCCAGGAUCAGCUGGUGGGCCUAAGGUUGGAGGUUCCUCUAAAGAAGGAGGAGCUGGAGCUGUGGAUGAGGAUGAUUUUAUUAAGGCAUUUACAGAUGUUCCUACUGUACAGAUCUAUUCUAGUCGAGAACUUGAAGAAACGUUGAACAAAAUCAGGGAAAUUCUCUCAGAUGACAAACAUGAUUGGGAUCAGCGAACUAAUGCGCUGAAGAAGGUUCGGUCCUUGCUUGUUGCUGGAGCUGCACAGUACGAUGGGUUUUUCCAGCAUUUACGGCUGUUGGAUGGUGCUUUCAAGCUGUCAGCCAAGGAUCUCAGAUCGCAGGUGGUUAGAGAAGCCUGCAUUACUGUAGCCCACCUUUCAACUGUUCUGGGAAACAAGUUUGACCAUGGCGCUGAAGCAAUUGUGCCUACUCUUUUUAACCUGGUUCCCAACAGCGCCAAAGUGAUGGCAACGUCUGGGUGUGCAGCCAUCAGGUUCAUUAUUCGGCAUACUCAUGUGCCACGACUUAUACCUUUAAUAACAAGCAACUGUACCUCAAAAUCAGUUGCAGUUAGAAGGCGCUCCUUUGAAUUUUUAGACCUGUUAUUACAAGAGUGGCAAACACAUUCACUGGAAAGGCAUGCAGCUGUCUUGGUUGAAACAAUCAAGAAGGGCAUUCAUGAUGCUGAUGCAGAGGCAAGAGUGGAGGCAAGAAAGGCUUAUCUGGGUCUUAGAAAUCACUUUCCUAGUGAAGCUGAGACUCUGUACAAUUCUCUGGAGCCCCCCUAUCAAAGAAGCCUUCAGACCUACUUGAAGAAUUCUGGCAGUAUAGCAUCUCUCCCUCAGUCAGACAGGUCAUCUUCUAGCUCACAGGAGAGCCUCAAUCGGCCUCUGUCAUCUAAAUGGUCUGCAGCCAGCCCAGCAAGUCUUGCAGGCAGAGUUUCAGGCAGCAGCAAGGGCGUCCCAAGCCCGGGCACCCUGCAGAGGUCUCGCAGUGACAUCGACGUGAAUGCUGCCGCAGGUGCAAAGGCCCGCCACGCUGCUGGGCAGACAGCUGGAGCCGGGCGUCUCUCAGCAGCCGGGCUGCCCCCGGGGUCCUACGCCUCCCUAGAGGAUACUUCUGACAAGAUGGAUGGAACAGCUUCUGAAGAUGGUCGUAUACGAUCAAAGCUGUCGACCCCUUCUGUUGGUAUUGGAAAUUCUAAAACAGAUUCCAGAGGACGGAGUAGAACCAAAGUGGUGUCACAAUCUCAGCCUGGCAGUAGAUCUGGAUCCCCCGGAAGAGUUCUGACAACAACCACACUUUCCACUAUGAGCACAGGAGUUCAGAGAGUGUUGGUGAAUCCUGCAGCUGCACAAAAACGGAGCAAAAUCCCACGAAGUCAGGGAUGUAGUAGAGAAGCUAGUCCUUCUAGGUUGUCAGUAGCGCGAGGCAGCCGCAUUCCUCGGCCUAGUGUGAGUCAGGGCUGCAGCAGGGAGGCCAGCCGUGAAAGUAGCAGGGACACGAGCCCUGUCCGCUCUUUCCCACCCCUGGCUUCCAGACAUCACUCCAGAUCCACCGGUGCCCUCUACGCUCCUGAUACUUAUGGGGCCACAGGUACUGGCUUUGGAAUUAGUCAGUCGAGUAGAUUGUCGUCAUCAGUCAGCGCUAUGCGAGUUCUGAAUACAGGUUCUGAUGUGGAAGAGGCAGUAGCAGAUGCUUUGAAGAAGCCCGUGCGAAGGAGAUACGAAUCGUAUGGGAUGUACUCAGACGAUGAUGCCAACAGCGAUGCAUCAAGUGCCUGUUCGGAAAGGUCCUAUAGCUCCAGGAACGGGAGCAUACCGACGUACAUGAGGCAGACAGAAGACGUGGCUGAAGUCCUGAACCGCUGUGCCAGCACCAACUGGUCAGAGAGGAAAGAAGGCCUUCUAGGCCUGCAGAACUUACUAAAGAACCAGAGAACUCUAAGUCGUGUUGAGUUGAAAAGAUUGUGUGAGAUCUUCACAAGAAUGUUUGCUGAUCCUCACAGUAAGGUGUUCAGUAUGUUUUUGGAGACACUGGUCGACUUCAUCCAGGUCCAUAAAGAAGAUCUGCAGGACUGGCUGUUUGUACUGCUGACACAGCUGUUGAAAAAAAUGGGUGCUGAUUUGCUUGGGUCAGUACAAGCAAAAGUUCAGAAGGCACUUGAUGUCACAAGGGAAUCUUUUCCAAAUGACCUCCAGUUCAGUAUUUUAAUGAGAUUUACAGUUGACCAGACCCAAACACCUAGUCUGAAGACAGUCAAGCCAGCACUGCAGGACCAACUUCGCUCUUUUUGGAGCUCAAAGGUCAAAGUUGCAAUCCUAAAAUACAUAGAAACUCUUGCGCAGCAGAUGGAUCCAGGAGACUUUGUAAAUUCAAGUGAAACUAGGUUAGCAGUGUCUCGAAUCAUCACCUGGACCACAGAACCUAAAAGCUCAGAUGUUAGGAAGGCUGCACAGUCAGUGCUGAUUUCCCUUUUUGAGCUCAACACUCCAGAGUUUACAAUGCUGUUGGGUGCUUUACCAAAAACAUUUCAGGAUGGAGCCACAAAACUUCUCCAUAAUCAUCUCCGGAAUACAGGCAACAGUGGUCAGGGAUCCAUGGGAAGUCCUUUAACAAGACCUACUCCACGGUCCCCAGCAAGCUGGUCAAGUCCUCUCACUUCCCCAACCAAUACAUCACAGAACACUUUGUCACCAAGUGCAUUUGACUAUGACACUGAAAACAUGAAUUCUGAAGACAUUUACAGCUCUCUUCGUGGAGUCACUGAAGCCAUUCAGAAUUUCAGUUUUCGUAGUCAGGAAGAUAUGAAUGAGCCUGUAAAACGAGAUGCUAAAAAAGAUGAUGGCGACUCGAUUUGCAGUGCUUCUGGAAUAGUGGACAUGCGAGCAGGAAGUGGCGUGAACGAUACAGGUCGGACAGCUCUGGAUAACAAAACAUCAUUACUCAACACAAUGCCUCCCCACUCCUCACCACGUGCACGAGAUUACAACCCAUACAAUUAUUCUGAUGGUAUCAGUCCAUUUAAUAAAUCUGCUUUGAAAGAAGCCAUGUUUGAUGAUGAUGCAGAGCAGUUUCCUGAUGAGCCCCCCAUGGACCAUUCUGAUCUGGUUGCAGAGCUACUAAAAGAGUUAUCAAACCAUAAUGAAAGAGUUGAAGAAAGAAAGGCUGCCCUGUAUGAACUCAUGAAGUUAACUCAGGAAGAGUCUUUUGGUGUUUGGGAUGAGCACUUCAAAACAAUACUACUUCUGCUGCUUGAAACACUUGGAGAUAAAGAGCAUGCAAUUAGAGCUUUGGCACUGAAAGUUCUGAGAGAAAUUCUAAGAAACCAGCCAGCAAGGUUUAAGAAUUAUGCAGAGCUCACAAUCAUGAAGACAUUAGAAGCGCAUAAAGAUCCUCAUAAGGAGGUGGUGAGAUCUGCUGAAGAAGCUGCUUCCAUGCUGGCCACUUCCAUUAGCCCAGAUCAGUGCAUCAAAGUUCUCUGUCCAAUUAUCCAAACUGCAGAUUACCCCAUUAAUCUGGCUGCAAUCAAAAUGCAGACAAAAGUUAUAGAAAGAGUAUCUAAAGAAACUCUUACUCAGCUUUUACCAGAGAUUGUGCCAGGUCUAAUACAGGGUUAUGAUAAUUCAGAGAGCAGCGUUCGUAAGGCAUGUGUUUUCUGCCUUGUAGCCAUUCAUGCAGUAAUUGGUGAUGAACUAAAACCGCAUCUCAGUCAACUCACUGGCAGUAAAAUGAAAUUAUUGAACCUUUACAUCAAACGUGCACAAACAGGCUCUGGAGCAGGGGAUACAGCAGCAGAUAUGUCUGGACAAAGCUAAUGAAGCUGACAAGAGUUAACCAGGUCUCCUAAAGCAAGGGCAAGGCCCUCUUCAGUGAAAGGAAAAUCCUUACAUGCAACUUCUGGAACUUUAUUCUUGUUUUGGUUUUUUUUUUUCCCCCUUUCUUUUGUUUUGGUUUUAUUGUUUGGGGUUUUGUUGGUUUUUUUUUUCUUUAACCAACGGCUGUCCGCAGCCUGCAUGAGACUGAUGCAGUAGAAUUAUUCCAAAUCUAAGGAAAAGCAGUAUUAACAUCAGUUGAUCAAAGCAGAAUAAAAUUUCAAAAUAAUCUUACCCAUCAGUUACCCUGUUCAUAAUCCUCUGUGUCUUCCCAUUAACUUCUGCCAGUGUUACUGUAUUAAAAAAAGAUUUUUUAAUGCUAAUUAAAAAGGUAUGCUUUAAGCUUCAGAAGUUAAAAUAUAAAUUCUGUUGCUUUUCUUCAGCUGCAGAUAACAUUACUUUUUUAUUGCUGUUUUGUUUGAGUAUCAUGUCCUUCGCUAGAAACAAGAAGUGAUGUGAAACAAGGCUGAACUAGUCUGAACUGCAGUGAGACUCGUUCACUGUGUUGGUGGUUCAUCAUCUUAUUUACAGCUUGUUUGGGAUAUUCUGGAGAUUGAGAAAUAUGCCUAUAAAAAGAAAGCUGGAUUGAUCCAGCUCUGUCACAGUGAUAUUGUUCAUUGGUUGUAUGUUUGUUGCAUAAAUAAGAAUUUAGUGUGCGCAGCAGAGGACUGGUACAACCAGUACCUCUUAAUGUGGGAGACAGCCCUGCCAGGGCAGCACUGCCGACCUGGUGAUAGUGUGACAGCCUGCUGGUGAGCAGCAGAGUUCAUGGUCACUUGAUGGACGUGAACCAUCCUUGUCACCUUUCGUUCUUCAAGCAGGAUGCUUCAGAAUGGAGUGCUCUGCCCAAGCAUGCUCAGUAUGUAUUUAUCUUUAUCACUAGAAUGUUUCCUCUCAACCUAAUUGCUGGAACAAGUAGUCUUGUAUUGUAACUCACAUGGGAUCUUACGACAACAGUGCAGAAAACUAUUUAUCCCUUGCCUUCCUAAAAGCACCAAGAUUUUCUGCAUUGAAUUUAAAUGGGGGGAGGGGGGAAUAGUCACAAAUGCUAUGGAUCUCGCCACCUUUUAAUUUAAAGAAAAAUAUAUAUUUUGGAUGAGUAGGAAAAGCUGCACCAAAUUAUUUGCAUGGUUUUCUUGAAUAGCAUCCUCAAGACCCAUCUGGAUUAAGGUGUGGAAAUGUUUCAAGGGUUUGUUUUUCCAUUUUUGAAAAAGAGUUAGUAUAUUGUGAAUAAUGGUUCUUUGUAUUUAUGAAGUUGAUAAUGGAAAGAGAACAAAGAUAAGUAAAUGUGUCCCUAAAUGUUGUCUUUUCCUUUUUUUCCUUUUUUUUUUUUUAUUUUUUUCCUUUUUUUUUCUUUUUUUUUUUUUUUGUAUAAGCAGCAAGCUAAUUAAGUGAGAAAUGGGAUGAAACAGUACCCUUCCCAGGAAGAGUGGAACUUUUUUUUCCUGACUUUUUUUUCUCUUUGACUGUGAUGUUGUCUAAUUGUAGGAAGUGUAUCCUGAUAAGAGAGAAAAUAGUGGUGCCAAGGAUGAUGAUCUAUGCUAGGCUAAAAUUCUCUCUACCUCUUCAGGGUGACUAAUUUUUGACUGAGCUGCUGCAUAUAGCACCCAGUAGAAGAACUAUCUACAGAAAAAUCUUUAUUUUUUUUUCCAAAUUAUCACUUAAUAUGUAUUCAAAACUCUAUUCUUCAACAUUGCAGCCAAAUAUCGUAAGAAACUAUUGACACACUUUACCUGCUAGGAACCUUGAAAAACAAAACUGAAUAAAAAAAUUAAGUCAGAUGCUUGUAGGUAACAUGAAAGGUUGUUUUUACUUUAGUUUGAAGUGAAUGCGAUAGAAAGAGGUAAGAUGUGGUUAUUAAAGAAGCAAUGCCAUUGCAGAGAUUUAUUUGGAGGAAAAGUUGUAGAAAUUUAUGUAAAGACUUAAACCCAAGACUGUCAUAACUCGUCGCUAGCCCUUUUUAGCAGCUACAUCAAGAAAAUAGUAUCUCCUUCUUUUCUUUGUUACGUGUAACAUCCUUGUUGUUUUCUACUGUUUAAUUACAUUGUGUAUUUAUAGUUCUAUGCUUACCAUUGUGCAUAUACUGGCAAUAAAAUGUACAUAACAUUACUGAAAAGAUUAGCAAUGUAUACAUUCUGGUUUUUCUGUUUUAUUUGAUCACAUGCUAUAAGAAAAAUUAUAAAUGUGAUUCAUACAGCAUUGGUUUAAAAAAAUUUAUCUUAUUAUUCAUGUUUUUUUUGUCUAAAUGAUGUUUCUUUAUAUAGUCUUGUUACUAAAUCUGACUUGGCAUUUAAGAACAUGCUUUGAAUAUAUAUUAGACAAACUUAAAAAAUUGCAUAGAAUCUUUAUGAACAUGGUUUCCUUCAUCUAGGCAGAUUUUUUGUUUAUUAUUUCUUUUAUUUGUACAUUACACCUCAUUUACAUUUUACUUUUUUAAUAUUUAAAAAUAUUUUUCAGUCUACAGUCUUGUAGUUUUUACAUUUUAAUUAUACAGAUGGUCACUUAAAAAAAAAUGCAUAAAUUAUAAGCUUAAUAGACCUGUAUGUUAUUCCUGCAUUUUGUAUAGGUAAUAUUUAUUUUCAGAGAAUCAUUGCAAGGUGACUGUUACUUGUCAUCUUUUUGAAGAUGCUAUUUCAUACUGAAAAUAUAAGUUAUUGAAACAUACAGUAUAUAUUCUGGAUGAAACCUAGUUUUUUUACAUGUAAACAGAAGAUAUGUUUUUUAUCCCCUAUAUAACUGAAAAAUUUUGCUCCAGGUAGGGGGGAGGAAAAUAUUUACCCCAAGUUUGUUCAUCAGUUUUGCUUCUAAGUCAUCUUUAAAUGUUUUAAGCAAAGAUAUCCCAUGUAUUAAGAAUCUCAAUGCAAUGUAUUUAAAUGAAUAUUUUACUUAUAUGACUAGUUCUGUUUCCAGCAGAGAUGGGGUUGCUAUCUUUGUAAACAGAUAGAAUUUAUUUAUAUUACUUGAAGCCAUCAGAAUGUUAGAAUUUGGGAAGAAAAUUAUUUCCACAGCAGCCAGUUUAUCAGAUUGAUUGCAUUGCUUUUUGCCUUCAUUUCCUAUAUUAUAAGUAGAUACUAACUCAGUUAAAUUCAAGCAGUGAUUAGUCAUGCCUUAUGUUCCUGCUGGAGGUGGUUUCUCUAAUGGAUUACCAUAAAGAUCUGGGAAAACAUAGGACAGUUAUAAGUUGCUGUUCUUUCAGACAGGGUUUCUACAUGUUCCUUCUAAUAUCCUGUGAAGAUAGGUCAUUGCAGUCAUUUGAAUACUGAUAUGUAAUUCUUAAAGGUUGGGUUUGGGCUUUAAAAAAGAGGAAGGAGAAGUAAAGCUACAUGCAGAAUCAGGAUGGGAAAUGGGUAUCGUGGAUGUCUCAGACUUGGAUGUCAUUUGCUUUAAAUAAUUUUGAGUAACACAUUAUGUUCAGAUGAAGUCUUAGCAAGGAAGUCGGGAUAAUAAAUGUAAAUUGAAAGGAGAGUUGAUCAUGUAAAUUUUCCUGAGUUGGCUUGCUUGUUUGUUUUUGAAGAUAAAGGUUGGAACAGA
Messenger RNA from Poecile atricapillus (Black-capped chickadee), 8220 nucleotides. It is a transcript of the gene CLASP2, whose product is annotated as cytoplasmic linker associated protein 2. Gene Ontology annotation, cellular component: spindle microtubule; microtubule organizing center; mitotic spindle. The transcript has 40 exons. The coding region runs from base 4 to 4632 and encodes 1542 amino acids. Lineage: Eukaryota; Metazoa; Chordata; Aves; Passeriformes; Paridae. The record is from RefSeq and is a predicted model, not a curated record. Gene Ontology annotation, biological process: mitotic spindle assembly. Gene Ontology annotation, molecular function: microtubule binding.